AUGGCACAAACAUCACACAACCAUACAUUUCCAUAUCAAAUUAAUUUGCUCGAUUCAGAAAUUAAUAAGGAAUUACUUCAAUACUUUCAUGGAGAGAAAACUGGAUUUGUUCAAGUUGGACCUGAAAAGUAUUUCUUCCCUUACAAAUAUAAGAGCGAAGCAGAAAACUAUUACAACUUUAAAGCCAGGCCAAGUGAUAUAUGGGUUGUAACUUGUCCCAGGUCCGGAACAACGUGGACACAGGAGAUGGUAUGGUUGUUAUGCAACGAUUUGGAUUUUCUUACGGCCAAACAAAUUAAAUUGACUGAACGUUUUCCAUUUUUUGAGUUUCACUUGUUCGUACACCCUGAAAUUAAAAAACAAAUACUCGAAGAGGUUGCUCAUAAUAAAGAACAACAGGAAUUCAUUGAAUUGAUAUCUACUCCUGGCUAUAAACUAUUGUCUGAAAUUCCUGAAACAAAAAGGCGAUUCAUUAAAACUCAUUUCCCCUUAUCUUUGUUGCCUCCCAGUGUGAUGGAGCAGAAGUGUAAGAUUAUUUAUGUAGCUCGAAAUCCAAUGGAUGUUGCAGUUUCAUAUUACUACUUGAACCGUUUGUAUCGUACUCAAGGAUAUGUGGGAAAUUUUGAGCGUUACUGGACAUAUUUCCAGGAUGGUCUAAACCCAUGGCUCCCAUAUUUUAGCCAUGUCCGUGAGGCUAUGCAGCAUAGAAAGUCGUCAAACUUCCUAUAUCUUCAGUAUGAGGAUAUGUCUACAGAUCUUCAAGGUUCAAUUAAACGUAUUGCCAAUUUUUUGGGUUGCGAUUUAGAUUAUUCAAAAAUGGAAGCUCUAUUGCAGCAUUUGAAUAUAUCAAAUUUUCGUUUAAAUACAUCUGUGAAUGGUCAGGAAAUGAUGGAUGCUCACAUUCUAAAUAAAGAAAAUAAUGGAUUUGUUCGCAAUGGAGUAGCAGGGUCCUCAUUUGCCGAGUUUCAAGCUGUGCCCGGAUUGUUUGAACAAGCAAAUAAGUGGAUUACUGAGAAUAUUACUGCCUUAAAGACGAAUGGGAAUAAAACCGAAACGACAUGA
Molecule: messenger RNA, 1062 nt
Organism: Musca vetustissima
Lineage: Eukaryota; Metazoa; Arthropoda; Insecta; Diptera; Muscidae
Product: sulfotransferase 4A1
Exons: 5
Coding region: 1-1062 (353 amino acids)
Biological process (GO): sulfation
Cellular component (GO): cytoplasm
Molecular function (GO): sulfotransferase activity
Source: RefSeq, a predicted model, not a curated record